This is a messenger RNA of Pomacea canaliculata, 2680 nucleotides long. RefSeq names its product FAST kinase domain-containing protein 3, mitochondrial-like. NCBI's taxonomy places the organism in Eukaryota, Metazoa, Mollusca, Gastropoda, Architaenioglossa, Ampullariidae. Gene Ontology annotation, biological process: regulation of mitochondrial mRNA stability. The coding region runs from base 753 to 2024 and encodes 423 amino acids. The record is from RefSeq and is a predicted model, not a curated record. The transcript has 6 exons.
UUCAUGCCAGAACCAAACUGGAGGAAGCAGGAGGCCAGAUGUUCAAUGAUACAGUAUGAUGUACACCAUAUUACAGACUCAUCUAAGGAGGUCACCUUUUCUAGCACUUAGACAGCUAAGUGCUCUGUGCUCAGCCUCAACGAAAUCAGAACUAUUAUUUAUCUUGAGGAGGGUUGGUUAUGUUCGGUACAUCAGUUCAGCUGCUUCCAAAUGUCAGAAAAACAAGAGUGUCACAUUUUCAACAAUUCUGUCACAGAAUGAAAUGGAGUUUCAGGAACUGCCUAUCCUUGUUCGAUUAAUGGACAAAAGCAUGAUUCCUUUUGUGAGUUACUCAUAUCAAGGAGAGUCAGUUCACUCUGCAGCAGAAGAUGUAAAUUUUAAAUAUCUUUUAGCAGAAUGUAACUCAUUAAAGCAGAUUUAUGAGUUGUUGAAUAUGCCUUCGAAAAGGUUACAUGGUAAUUCAGCAUCAGCUACGCUGGUUCGGAUGGCAGAACUUCAGAGAUCUGAUAGAAACUGGGAUCAGCUGGACUCAUUUAUAUACAAAGCCAUUGUGAAUGGAUUAUGUCAUGCUGUGGCUGAAGAUGCAUCAAAAUUAACGAACUACUGCCUGUUGUCACUGGUCCCUUGUUACCUUCUCAUAAAUGACUUUUCAGAAGACUGCACUAUUACUCUCAGGGAUGAAAUUAAGAAGCGUAUUAUAGAGGCUCAGUUUGAAAAUACCAGAACUCUGUAAACUGAGUGCUAUUUGCUGCAUGGAAGAUGGGGACCAGGAACUUGUUGACUGUAUAUGGGCUUAUAUUAACCAGCAGGUCACAGAUAUUUCUGAAGAUGAUAUUCCCAUUGUUUUGUCAUCUCUUCCCCCAACUCACAAAUUUCUUCUUCCAUUAUUUGGAAAACCAUUUCACAAAACUUGGUGGAAACUGAACAGCACAGAGAUUGUCAUGUGUCUUGAUAAUCUUGUAAAAUUAAAUACUUUACAGGUGAGCAUAAUGAGGGACAUUGGUUCUUGGCUUUUUCUCAAUAUUCAUGAAGUGAAAGAACAGGAGGUGAGCCAGUGUAUCAGAGCAUUUCAUCAUUUCAACUUCUAUGAUGGAAAUCUUAUGUCAGCACUAGAACGCUAUAUUCCAGCAAAAAAUAAACAGCUUCACGCAGAACUGCCAGCAGUUGUUGCGGAGUAUUGUCGCAGUCGACGUUACUUUUCACCUGCAAUCCUUGAUGCAAUUGCUGUUCAUUUCUGUGCAAAGGGUGAAAACUAUCAGUCAUCAGAGGUUUUCUUAGCGCUGCGAGUGUUUGGUCAGUUAAACUAUCUUCCUCAAGAUGGGCUGCCAAGGUUUUUGUUGCAAGCAGAAAAAAUGAUUGAAAAACAUUUUGAUAACUUAGACUUUGGUCAAAUGUGUGAACUUGUUUGUUCCUUUGCUUUUGUGGAAAAAAUCUCCUUGAGUAUUGUGCAAAAAGUGUUUUCAUACACAUUUUUGAGCAGGAUCAAAUCUUCCCCUCAAGGUCACAAGGCAGGCAUGUGGCUGGAGAUGCUCCAGACAGCAGUGAGACUUGAUGUAAAAGGUUUUCGUUUGCCAUAUUUAUUUAAGCUCCAUACCAAACAAAUGCUGAAAGACACCAGACUGUAUAUUUUGCAAAAUCAGCUGAAGGGGUGCCUUGAAGAGCUGCUCGGCACUGGCAUGGUCAAGAUAAGACCUUUUGCAGAUAGAAGUAUCUAUAUACUCGAUGCUGAGAUAAUUGUCACAGCAAAAGGAGUCCCUAUACCAGUCUCCUCUGAAGAUGAACACCUCUUUAGAUCAGAGGACAAAAGAGUGGCAAUCCUAAUCACUACAGCAGAUGAUGUUUGUCUCAACACUAACCACAUGCUUGGAAAGUUUUCCAUGCGUCAACGUCAUCUAAAAAAAAUGGGCUACACUGUGAUAGAAGUUCCUGAUAAAGAAUUUCUACCUCUUAAUCGGUUGAAACAAAACAGAUACUUGAAGAAAAAACUGGAAGCCGUGAUAGACUUUAUGAAGUUAAGUAUAUGAUACAGCUUGUAAAAGUCAAGCUGGACACCUGAAAAAUCAGAUCAAAGGUAGACAUCGCCUUCACAACUGUAAGACACUCCAUAUCGUUUUGUUGUUGGUGUAAUUAAACGGGGCAGUAUUGUCAGACAUUUGUCUGAACAAACCAGACAAAUCGGUUUUGAUAACUAUUGGAGAAAUUUUGUGCAUUUCUUUAGGAACAGAAAAGAGUGUCAUUUGCGCAUUUCAUUUUACUUUUUUAAAAUGUUGUGUUAAGUAUAUUUCUGUACUUGACAAAGAUGCAGUUAUUCUAGUGCAUUUAUCCACAUAAACAACUAUAUUUUGUUUAACCAUGUUGUAUAGGCAUGUAAUUUUUGAUCAGUAUUUUUUUUUAAUCGAAAGUUAUUCAACACAUUGACCAAUUAAUUCAAACUAUGAAGACAGUACUAUAUUUCAGUAAGAUUGAUGAUUUUUUUUUUCAUUAUCUAUGACCAUAUACAGAGAGGAUAUAUGUUAGCAGGAGUGAUUUCAAUCUUUUUUUAAAAACCUUAGUUUCUUCAGCAUUGACUUUAUGAUUUAUUGUCAGACAUAUCUCUAUUCUUCCAUUUAUCUGUGCACUGCUCUUGAAAGUAUUAUGGAACAGUUAAUUGAAAUGGAAUAAAAAUCUUGAAUGUGAAGUA